Trifolium pratense (red clover) is the source of this 1845-nucleotide messenger RNA. RefSeq lists its product as uncharacterized. Gene Ontology annotation, biological process: carbohydrate metabolic process. The coding region runs from base 366 to 1775 and encodes 469 amino acids. The transcript is spliced from 3 exons. Gene Ontology annotation, molecular function: hydrolase activity, hydrolyzing O-glycosyl compounds. The record is from RefSeq and is a predicted model, not a curated record. NCBI's taxonomy places the organism in Eukaryota, Viridiplantae, Streptophyta, Magnoliopsida, Fabales, Fabaceae.
AGUAGAAUUGGUCAUCCCAAAGAUCAUAUGUAGUCAAUUUUUUGUACUAUCCAUGCAAAUAUUUUUUCUUCAGAAUUAGAUGACAUAAAAACCGUAGAUCUCGAAUUAUUAUUGAUUUUUGGUCAUAUCUGAAAUGAUUUAGUCUCUCCCUUGAAAAUUAAACACUACACAUUUUAGCAUAAAAGACGAAACAGCCCCUCCCUCAGCACAUUUUUUUGUUUCAUUACAAAGUCAAUGUCAUCAACCCAGAGGCCAGAUCAAAAAGUUUUGAAUUACCAACAACAGCAUCAUAACCUUAUUCAUUUUCUCCUAUGUAGUUCCAGCAUCAUAUAAUAUUUAGAAGAUAUUUAUAAAUCAAGAGAAAAAUGAGGAUGAAGAAUCUACACAAGAAACCAAUUACUACUACUUUACAUUACAAUAUUUGGAGUAGAUAUUGUUCUAUGUCAGUUGUAAUAAUAUGGAGCUUAUUAAUCCUAGGAUGCAUAUUUUUGCUUCAUCUAUAUUCCAAUAACACCUCCUUGAAUAUGAUUCAUCCUCUUCAUUCUUCUUCUUAUUUCAAUCAACUCCAACAAGUUGAAAAUGAGAAGUUCCAAAUUCCACCACCAAACAAAAAAAGAUUACCUCAAAGCAAGUCAAUAACACCAUUAGUUGAUGAGUUUUUGGAUAAAGAUUCAACACUUAGACAUGUUUUUUUCCCUCAUAAAACAAAUGCUAUUGAUCCAAUGAAAACUAUAGGGAAAGAGAUUAAUGAUAGUUAUAGUUACUACUACCCUGGGAGAGUUUGGUUGGAUACUGAUGGAAAUCCUAUUCAAGCUCAUGGAGGUUGCAUUCUUUAUGAUGAAAUUUCAAGUACUUAUUAUUGGUAUGGUGAAUAUAAAGAUGGACCAACUUACCUUGCUCAUGGUAACAAAGGACCUGCUCGUGUGGACAUUAUAGGAGUUGGUUGCUAUUCUUCUAAGGAUCUAUGGACAUGGAAAAAAGAGGGAAUUGUAUUAACAGCAGAGAAAACAAAUAAAGCACAUGAUCUACACAAGUCCAAUGUACUUGAGAGACCAAAAGUAAUUUACAAUGAGAAAACAAGAAAGUAUGUCAUGUUGAUGCAUAUCGAUGACGCCAAUUACGCAAAAGCUUCCAUCGGCGUAGCAGUCAGUGAUACUCCUAUCGGUCCAUUCAAAUAUCUCGGUAGCCAAAGACCAAAUGGAUAUCAAAGCCGGGACAUGACAGUUUACAAAGACGAAGACAGUGUCGCAUAUCUAAUCUACUCUUCUGAAGAAAACAAUGUAAUGCACAUUGGACCCUUGACUGAUGAUUAUCUCAAUGUGACAUCUGUUAUGAGAAGGAUUUUCGUUGGACAGCGAAGAGAAGCGCCGGCUAUGUUCAAACACAAAGGAAUAUAUUACAUGAUAACAUCAGGGUGUACUGGAUGGGCUCCAAAUGAAGCACUUGUUCAUGCAUCUGACUCAAUUUUGGGGACAUGGGAAACAAUUGGAAAUCCAUGUGUUGGUGGAAACAAAAUGUUUCGAGUUUCGACUUUUCUGGCACAAAGUACUUUUGUGGUUCCAUUAAAUAAGUUUCCUGGUUUGUUUAUCUUCAUGGCAGAUAGAUGGAAUCCAGGUGAGUUAAGAGAUUCUAGAUAUGUUUGGUUGCCUUUGAUUGUUGAUGGAAAUGAUGAUCAAACACUUGAAUAUGGUUUUGGCUACACAUUGUGGCCAAGAGUUUCUAUCUAUUGGCAUAGAAAAUGGAAACUUCCUUUGGGUUGGAACACAUUGAAAUGAUGUAGUUUUUUGUGUAUCCAUGUAACAGUGUAUCAGAGACUUUAUGGAUAAUAAUGUAGAUGUUCAUAGA